Messenger RNA from Coccidioides immitis RS, 1347 nucleotides. Its product is annotated as cytochrome c peroxidase. Gene Ontology annotation, biological process: cellular response to oxidative stress; hydrogen peroxide catabolic process; response to reactive oxygen species. Gene Ontology annotation, molecular function: heme binding; peroxidase activity. The record is from RefSeq and is a predicted model, not a curated record. The coding region runs from base 179 to 1135 and encodes 318 amino acids. The transcript is spliced from 2 exons. NCBI's taxonomy places the organism in Eukaryota, Fungi, Ascomycota, Eurotiomycetes, Onygenales, Onygenaceae.
UGAAAUUUGCCAUCCAGUUGCAGAAUAACACGGAACGGACAUCUUUUGCUGUAUUAAUAUUCCCUUUCCUUGUGCUUUGCUGUUGUAUAGGAAAUUUUCUAGGGAUAGGAUUAUCAGCACCGAUCAACAGAUAUCAACUCCUUUCAACGUCUGAUUUCUGAGAACAACUUGUUCAAACAUGAGUAAACCAGGCGACUUCAACGCCGUCCGCAAGGACAUUAUCGCACAGAUGAAACAGCCAGGUUAUGACGAUGGCAGUGCUGGUCCAGUUUUCGUCCGCCUCGCAUGGCACUCCGCUGGCACAUACGACAAGCAGACCGACACCGGCGGUUCCAAUGGCGCAGGCAUGAGAUACGAGAAAGAAGGUGGCGACCCAGCCAACGCAGGCCUCCAAUUCGGACGGGCAUUCCUCGAACCCGUCAAGAAAAAACACCCAUGGAUCACAUAUUCAGACCUCUGGACGCUCGCAGGCGUCACGGCGAUCAAGGAAAUGGACGGACCCGAGGUCCAAUGGCAGCCCGGACGAACCGACUUUGUAGAUGACUCCAAGGUACCGCCGCGCGGACGCCUACCCGACGCGACGCAAGGAAGCGAUCAUCUUCGCCACAUCUUCUACCGAAUGGGCUUCAACGAUCAGGAGAUCGUGGCUCUCUCCGGAGCACACAACCUAGGCCGCACGCAUGCCGACCGCAGCGGCUUCGAGGGGCCGUGGGUGAACAACCCCAUCCGCUUCUCGAACCAAUAUUUCAGACUCCUCAAGAACCUGGAAUGGAAGCCAACGACGUUGCCCAGCGGUGUCAAGCAGUUUACCUAUGUGGACCCUGAUAUUCCCGAGGACGAGAAGGAGGAGCCUCUGAUGAUGCUUCCAACCGACAUGUGCCUGCUCUCCGACCCGGAGUUUUCGAAGUGGGUGGACCGAUAUGCCGACGACAAGGAGCUGUUCUAUGAACACUUCGCCCAGGCGUUUGCCAAGCUGUUGGAGCUGGGUAUCAAGCGAGAUGCCAGUGGGAAGAUCAUCAAUACAGAUAACGAGAAGGGAGGAUACAUCUCUGCGCCAAAGAAGAGCGACACCCCCACAGGACCGCCGAGAAGCUCGAAAAAGGGCGCUGCGAGCCAAGUCAGGGCUCGUCUUUGAGCUGUUUUGUGUUGAGUUUCGUUGUAAAGUGCUGCCGGUGGCUGCUGUUUUGUUGAAUCCGGACUUUGUUUGGAGAGAGAUAUCCACCUUUCUUUAAUAUUUGUGUAUAAUAAUAGAACUAGAAUGGGCCAGGAAUAGAUAAAAUCAAGCCGACUCUCGGUCUGCAGCUUGCGUUCAGUUUGUCUUUGCUGGCGGAGAGAGGAGAAAAGAAG